Molecule: messenger RNA, 348 nt
Organism: Peronospora matthiolae
Lineage: Eukaryota; Oomycota; Peronosporomycetes; Peronosporales; Peronosporaceae
Source: the annotation of a GenBank genome assembly
AUGGAAUGGCAGGAGGAAAAAAAGGCGCUGCUCGCGACGAUCCAGCGACACGAGCAAGCGGCAGCAGCGCUUGCUAGACGCUUCAAGCUACUGCAACAGACGCUGCAGGCGCAGCAGGAAGUGCUGGAUCAGUAUGAGCACGCGCUCGGUGUCGCUAGAGCAUGUAACGCGACGCGCCCUGCUGAAGUAGCAGCAGCUGCGGCCGCGAUUGGCAAUAGGGGGGUACGAAGUCCCCUCAUUAAACGUACUGACGUUGCCAAAUCGUCCUUAGGAGCAGCUCCUGAGCCAAUGAUCUCGACGAUAACAGAGGAUGAAAGCACAGAAACGGAGAAAAAAAGUGCUUUUUAA